Molecule: messenger RNA, 852 nt
Organism: Triticum dicoccoides
Lineage: Eukaryota; Viridiplantae; Streptophyta; Magnoliopsida; Poales; Poaceae
Product: photosynthetic NDH subunit of lumenal location 3, chloroplastic-like
Exons: 3
Coding region: 276-632 (118 amino acids)
Biological process (GO): photosynthesis; photosynthetic electron transport chain
Cellular component (GO): chloroplast; extrinsic component of membrane; photosystem II
Molecular function (GO): calcium ion binding
Source: RefSeq, a predicted model, not a curated record
GGUUGCUUCAGAGAAAAAAGAGAAGACUUAUGGUUGGCUGGUGGCAGGAGUUUAGUUGUAUUAAUACGACUACCCUCAUAAAUUGUCCGUCUGCAAUUUCUUAUGGCUUUCUCUGCUGCCACCUCUCUUGCUCUCCAAUCCUUCAAGGCUGCAAGGCACCUGUUACCUAAACGUGUCCUCUUUUCUGCGUUUCAAGCGCGUCACCACUGACCCAUCUUGUAUCCUCCCAUUGACCAAUCUGAAAUCGGGGCCAGAGGAAGCAGAACAAAUUACCGAUGGAUUUUGGGACUGAAUUGAAGGGAUGUGUUUGCCGGAUCAACAACUGCGCCAUCGAACUCUUCUCGCUGGAGGAGGAUUUGGAGAUUGAAGACGAAGACUCAUGGGACCUGGUUGGGAGGGACCUCCGGCUGAAGGCCACCUUCUUGUAUAUUGACCUCAGCCGUGUGAUCUCCUCCUGUGAGAGCGAUGAGCGCAAGAAGACGCUCACCGGCCUAGCCAACAAGUUCUUCUACUUCAUGGACGAGUUGGGCAAUGCGGUGAAGGACAGAAGCGCCUCCCUGGUGCAGGUGUGCUACAGCGACACAGCUCAUGUUCUUCGCGAGGUGGUAGCCGCCCUUGGGCCGUCCCAUUAGUCUGCCAUUCGUGCUGAGAAAGCUGUAAGAUCUGGGAGCUGCGCAUUUCUUGGAAGCAAGAAAUUACCCAAAAACCUGUACAAAGGGGAUAGGCCAACAUGAGGGAAACCAGGCCUCCUGGAUGGUUAUGUUAUGUACAUAUCGUUAUGCGGCUGUGGAGUCGAAGCAAACUAAAUGAUUAGUGUCUGGUUUGCCCCAUGGAUUGAGGUGUUCCUGUCAA